CUCCUUUUAAUUUUCUUUGUUUUUAUUGCACUGUUUUUUGUUCUAUUAUGUGAAAAGAAAAAAAUUCAAAGAUAUUAUGUACCUAAAAAAUUAAAAAAGUGCAUCGUUUGAAGUUCCACAUAAUUAGUGUAAAAAAAAAUUUUGAAUAAAAAUAAGAAUUAUCCAUAGUGGCAAUAUAUGUACACACAUGUAAAGUUAUCGAAUUUUCGAAUUGUACAAGGUGUGGUUUCAAAAAUACGUGUAUAUCUAAUCAGAGCUAAAGUUUUGAUGAACAUUUAACGAGGAAAUCACGUAGAUACAUACAUACAUAUACAUUUAUAUAAGUGUCUGUACGCAAGAGCAAUAGGUACGUGAAAAACCGAAACACAACAAAAGUAGAAGAUUUUAUUGUUUGAAAAUUUAUGAAUUUUACAAGUGUUUUUCUUUUAAUAUUUUUGGAACUUAUAAUCUGAACAAUUGCAAUCUUUUAUUUAUCAAAAAAUGAAAGUGAAACAGGAAAUUUCUUCAGAUGAGUGCAGUGAAACGAGUGAAAAUUCUUCUGAUAAUUUACCUCAACAAAAUUUUGCUUUUGUUUCUUUGGAUGGCAACCAAGGUGGAGUUCCUACGCGAACUACAUCAACAUUAACUCCCACCACUUUAAGAAAUAUCGAACAAAGUUUAUUUGAAUUAACAAGUGAUACUGGUACACAAGCUCCGUAUCAAGCUGGAUUUGUUCCACCGCCAGCGCCAUUUAAUGCACUAAUUGAUAACACAAGUAAUGACAAUAAUAGUUUUAUUGAUGGUUCAUCAGAAUCUGGUUCCCAAAGCAGUUGGCACACGCCAAUAACUCACGAAGAAAAUUCUAUAGCGACUGAUAAUUCAAGCCUUCCAACAUCCUUACAUGGCAGCCCAGGUUUGUCCGGUAUAAACAACGGUAGUGGUGCUGGUCACCAACAAACUUCACCACAAAAUCGUCGCAACACUGGUGGACGCCGCCCUACUAAACCAAGUAAUCUUACACCAGAGGAGGAAGAAAAACGUAGAAUUCGUCGUGAGCGUAACAAAGCUGCAGCGGCUCGUUGCCGUAAACGCCGUGUAGAUCAAACCAAUGAUUUAUUAGAAAAAGUUGAAAAAUUAGAAAAAGAAAAAGAAGAAUUGCAGAAGGAAAUAGAAUCGUGUACUAUGCAGCAAGAUGAACUAAAAUUUAUUUUACAAGCACAUCGUGCUCAUUGCAAGAAACAUCAUAGUGAUACAAGUAGUUUAAUAAGCGGUUUAGCAACCUUACGCUCAUCGCCAAUUGAUAUAAAACCUAUUAUAAUAGAUGAAUAUAAUUCAAAAAUAAUUAAGGAUGAACCAAUAGAUUCAUUUGAUUCAUUGGAUGGUCCACCAUCACCAAAACGUAUCUUAUUAGCAAAUCCAUUAAUACCGCAAUCAUUACCAAAUGUUUCUACUAUUACAAAUGUUGUUACACCCACUAUGCUCAAUACGCCAAUAUUAACAAAAUCGCCACCACCUCAAAAUUCAACAACUGUAGUUCAACAAAAUGCUUUAGGUGCAAUAGUAACAGCUUCAAAUUCUGAUGUUAACAGCGGUGUAACUAUAAAAUCAAUGUCAAAUAGUAAUAUAAUAAUGACAACACAACCAUCGAUAGCAACACCAAAUACAAGUUCAGCAACUAUGGUUACGACAAAACCUCGUCCAAAUUCAUUAAAUGUGCCAUUAACUAUUCCUCCGUCUCAAGCUCAUCUAAACAAAAUCGUUUCAGAUUGUGGUGUAACAAUUACAACUCCAUCAAAUGGUGUAUUUAAUUUUGAAAGUUUAAUGGAUGGUCGUACAGGGUUAACGCCAGUUUCCGGACCAUUAAUGCCCAAUGCUAAUAGUAGACAUCCAUUGGAAUUAACAAUGACAACACCAACUAGUGAACCAUCUAAAUUGGUUAGCUUAUAAUUACUACUAUUUUCUUCCCGUUUUUUGUGUAUGUACAUACAUUGUACAUAACCAAUAAUUUAUAAAAAUUAACGUGGCUUGAAACAGAAACAGAAAAAAAAUAAUUACAUAUUUCUUAUAAAAAAAUUAAAAAUAAUUUUUUUCUUGUUUUACGAAUAGUUAUAAAUUUAUUUUAACAAUUAUCUGCAUAUACAUACGAGGAAUAUUAAAAAAUAUUUUUUUAUAAUUGGAAAAAAAUGAGUUGUGGCUACAAAAGAACUUUAGGUAAAAAAUAUGAAAGUCUAAUCGGUGGAAUAGAAUUAAUUUUAAAAGAAUUGAAAUUUUUUGAAUAUAGCAUUGAAAUCCGCUUUUUAAAAAUACAAAAAUUAAAAAUUUUAAAAUUAUUUAUUAUUUUUCGAUGAAUUUUUGUUAUGAAAUUUAGUUUUGGUUGUUAUUGAUAAAUUUUUUUUAAAAAAAUUACAUUGUUUUGCUUACAGUUUUCUAAAAAAUUAGAAUAUUAAUUAACUAACUAGAUUGUUUCUUUUUAAAUAAAUAUUUCGUUUAAUAUUUUCUUCUUUUUUGCGGCUUCUUUCUUACUUGAUACGAAUUAGAAAAAUCCAGUAGGCUUUCAAAGUAAACUAAAGUCAACACCGUAGGCAUUCAUAAUUGACACUAUUGUUAAUCGUGGUUUACUAAGUAUUAAUUUAAAGUAAAUAGUUUUUUUUAAUUAAGAAUAAUGCAGAUUAUAAAAUUUUAUCUGUACAUUUGUAUAUCAUACUAUUCAUACAGAAAAGUUUAUGUUGCAUUUCAACGACUUGUUUGUGAGAAGAACUUUUUGCCAUAAUGUUUAUUAAAUGACAAUUUAAAUUGAUUUUUUGUCAUAUUUUUCUAAAAUUUUUAAACAAAUGCAAAUUUUAAUCCCAUGUUAAAACUAUUAUUAGUUGAUAAUUUCUCUUAUUUUAUUUUUUAUACAUACAUACAUAUAUACUUUUUUAUUGUGCAAAUGUUGGUAAAACAACAUAAGCUUCUAAUAUUAAUUUUACUUAACAAUAGUGAAAAAAAUUUAGGUUUUACUCAAUUUAUACGAAGGAUUCAAAAUUCAAAUCUAAUAUUCUUAUAACCUAAAACCAAUGAACCUUAAAAUAAAUCAUUUAAAUUGUUUUUUUUUUUUUGAAAUUUUAGAAAUUAUUUUUAACCUUAUGAAAUAAUACAAUAUUUUUGUAACUGAGUUAAUUUUUUUCAUUUUAGAAAUUUUGGAACAUAUGUAUAUAUGUAUAUGUAUCUUGUUUCGAUAGCAAAAUUUAAUGUACCUACAUUAUUCAAUUUUGAUUAUUAUUAAAAAAUUUAAUUAAAAUCUUAAAUUGUAUAUAAACUAACUGUUAUUUUAUUGAUUUUUUCUUCUAACUUUAAAAGAAUACAUAUUUAAGUUACAUACAUACCUACGCAUCCGUGUAUAUUAUUAUACGUUUUUUGCGUUUUUAAUUUAGUUCACAAAAUGUGCAUACAUAUUUAAAUUUUAAAAAAUAAUUAUGUGUAGAUACAUGUAUACAUAUAUUUUUUGAAAAUUAUAGAUACAUACCUACAUGCAUAUGUACUUUAUGCAGUAUCAAGUGUUAUAAAAUUAAAAAUUAUACUAUGUAUUAUAUUUGCAACUUGUUAUUAAAUAUGUAAAAUAAGAAUAAAAAGAUAAAAAAA
This is a messenger RNA of Condylostylus longicornis, 3600 nucleotides long. It is a transcript of the gene kay, whose product is annotated as transcription factor kayak. The transcript has 3 exons. NCBI's taxonomy places the organism in Eukaryota, Metazoa, Arthropoda, Insecta, Diptera, Dolichopodidae. Gene Ontology annotation, cellular component: nucleus. The record is from RefSeq and is a predicted model, not a curated record. Gene Ontology annotation, biological process: regulation of transcription by RNA polymerase II. Gene Ontology annotation, molecular function: RNA polymerase II cis-regulatory region sequence-specific DNA binding; DNA-binding transcription factor activity, RNA polymerase II-specific. Bases 481 to 1926 code for a protein of 481 amino acids.